This is a messenger RNA of Chenopodium quinoa (quinoa), 1614 nucleotides long. Its product is annotated as protein DJ-1 homolog A-like. Gene Ontology annotation, biological process: protein deglycation, glyoxal removal; guanine deglycation, glyoxal removal. The transcript is spliced from 8 exons. Gene Ontology annotation, cellular component: cytosol; nucleus. Lineage: Eukaryota; Viridiplantae; Streptophyta; Magnoliopsida; Caryophyllales; Amaranthaceae. Gene Ontology annotation, molecular function: protein deglycase activity. The coding region runs from base 39 to 1376 and encodes 445 amino acids. The record is from RefSeq and is a predicted model, not a curated record.
UGAGUCUCUUACAGUAUCAACCCAACCCAGCUAGCCUAAUGUCCACGCGUCACCUGACCUCUCUUUCCCCCUUUACAACUCUCUCGAAACAACCCCUUUUUCCAUUUCCAACUUCUCUCAAUUUAUUCUCCAGAUUUCCUCUUUCUUCUCCAAAUUAUUCCAGUUUCUCUGCUUCUGUUUCAGCUUCUUCCAUGGCUUCCGAAGCUAAAAAGGUCUUAGUUCCAAUAGCAAAUGGAACAGAGCCUAUGGAGGCAGUGAUUACCAUUGAUGUCUUAAGGAGAGCUGGUGCUGAAGUGACUGUCGCUUCUGUUGAAAAGGGGCUCCAGGUUGAUGCUUGUCACAGUGUGAAGAUUGUUGCUGAUGCAUUGAUAAAUGACUGUAGUCAGAUGGUUUUUGAUCUCAUUUCUCUUCCUGGGGGAAUGCCCGGUGCUUCUACUUUAAAAGACUCUGCAACCUUAAAGAGCAUGGUGGAGAAACAAGCUGCUGAGGGCCGCCUUCAUGCUGCAAUCUGUGCAGCGCCAGCAGUUGCCUUGGGUUCAUGGGGCUUGCUCAAAGGCUUAAAGGCAACUUGUUACCCUUCCUUUAUGGAACAAUUGUCAUCUUCAGCAACUGCAGUUGAAUCAAGGGUUCAGCAGGAUGGUACAGUUGUGACAAGUCGAGGACCAGGUACUGCCAUGGAAUACUCUGUGACACUAGUCGAACAAUUAUAUGGGAAGGAAAAGGCUGAUGGAGUAGCUGGGCCACUGAUCACGCGUUCCAAUCACGAGGACGAAUAUUUAAUCAGGGAGCUAAAUUCAAUGCAAUGGACAUUUAUUGAUUGUCCACAGAUUCUUGUACCAAUAGCUGAUGGUUCAGAAGAAAUGGAGGCUGUCAUAAUAAUCGAUGUCUUGCGACGAGCUAAAGCAAAAGUUGUGGUGGCUUCUGUUGGAGAAAAGCUGGAGAUUUUGGCUUCUCGGAAUGUGAAACUAGUGGCAGAUAUGCAUCUUGAUGACGCUGCACAGUCCUCUUAUGAUCUUAUUGUCUUGCCUGGUGGACUUGGAGGCGCCCAGGCAUUUGCAGCCUCAGAGAAGCUGGUUGAGAUGCUGAAGAAACAAAGGGAAUCGAACAAACCCUAUGGAGCAAUAUGUGCAUCUCCAGCUCUAGUCUUCGAACCUCAUGGCUUGCUUAAGGGCAAGAAGGCAACAGCCUUCCCUGCUAUGUGCAAUAAGCUAUCAGAUCCAAGUGAAAUCGAGAACAGGGUUGUGGUCGAUGGCAACCUUAUUACCAGUAGAGGGCCGGGCACCAGCAUGGAGUUUGCACUUGCCAUAGUGGAGAAAUUUUUCGGUCGCCAGAAAGCAAUCGAACUUGCGAAGGUGAUGCUGUUUGUGAAUCCAUAAGAGUCUUGUGUGUAUAUUUUGAAGUAGUCUGACUUCUCGAGAGCUGUAAAUUCUGAGAGAUGAGCUUUGUUGUAUAAUAAGCAAUGACCUUGUAACGUUGUUGCUUCGAUAAAUAAAGCUAGUCAGAAUCUUGAGUUUAUGGUUUUUGAGUUCUGACUAAGGCCUUGUUUAGUUCAACUUAUUUUUACUUAUUUUAGAAAAAAUAAGUUUAGAUCAGAUCAGAAAAAAUAAGUUCAGA